Molecule: messenger RNA, 2379 nt
Organism: Knipowitschia caucasica
Lineage: Eukaryota; Metazoa; Chordata; Actinopteri; Gobiiformes; Gobiidae
Source: the annotation of a GenBank genome assembly
AUGCACUCUCCCUCACGUGCACUCUCCCUCACGUGCACGCUCCCUCACGUGCACGCUCCCUCACGUGCACUCUCGCUCACGUGCACUCUCCCUCACGUGCACACUCGCUCACGUGCACUCUCCCUCAUGUGCACGCUCGCUCACGUGCACUCUCCCUCACAUGCACGUUGGCUCACGUGCGCUCUCCCUCACGUGCGCUCUCCCUCACGUGCGCUCUCCCUCACGUGCACUCUCGCUCACAUGCACUCUCCCUCACAUGCACGCUCCCUCAUGUGCACUCCCCUCACGUUUCCUCCUACUCCUCUCAGCUCCUCCUGCUCCUCUCAGCUCCUCCUGCUCCUCUCAGUUCCUCCUACUCCUCUCAGCUCCUACUACUCCUCUCAGCUCCUCCUGCUCCUCUCAGUUCCUCCUACUCCUCUCAGCUCCUACUACUCCUCUCAGCUCCUCCUGCUCCUCUCAGCUCCUCCUGCUCCUCUCAGUUCCUCCUACUCCUCUCAGUUCCUACUACUCCUCUCAGUUCCUCCUGCUCCUCUCAGUUCCUCCUACUCCUCUCAGCUCCUACUACUCCUCUCAGCUCCUCCUGCUCCUCUCAGCUCCUCUCAGUUCCUCCUACUCCUCUCAGCUCCUACUACUCCUCUCAGCUCCUCCUGCUCCUCUCAGCUCCUCCUGCUCCUCUCAGUUCCUCCUACUCCUCUCAGCUCCUACUACUCCUCUCAGCUCCUCCUGCUCCUCUCAGUUCCUCCUACUCCUCUCAGCUCCUACUACUCCUCUCAGUUCCUCCUACUCCUCUCAGCUCCUCCUGCUCCUCUCAGCUCCUCCUACUCCUCUCAGCUCCUCCUACUCCUCUCAGCUCCUCCUACUCCUCUCAGCUCCUCCUGCUCCUCUCAGCUCCUCCUGCUCCUCUCAGCUCCUUCUACUCCUCUCAGCUCCUCCUACUCCUCUCAGCUCCUCCUACUCCUCUCAGCUCCUCCAUCUCCUCUCAGCUCCUCUUACUCCUCUCAGCUCCUCCUACUCCUCUCAGCUCCUCUCAGCUUCUUCUGCUCCUCUCAGCUCCUCCUGCUCCUUUCAGCUCCUCCUGCUCCUCUCAGCUCCUCCUGCUCCUCUCAGCUCCUCCUACUCCUCUCAGCUCCUCUUACUCCUCUCAGCUCCUCCUACUCCUCUCAGCUCCUCCUGCUCCUCUCAGCUUCUUCUGCUCCUCUCAGCUCCUCCUGCUCCUCUCAGCUCCUCCUGCCAGCUCCUCCAUCUCCUCUCAGCUCCUCUUGCUCCUCUCAGCUCCUCCUGUUCCUCUCAGCUCCUCCAGCUCCUCUCAGCUCCUCUCAGCUCCUCCAGCUCCUCCUGCUCCUCUCAGCUCCUUGUGCUCUCAGCAGGAGGAUCAAGGUGAUCGGAGGAGUGAAGGAGCAGAGCGGAGAGGAGUUUGGAGUCUACGUCAAGCGCAUUCUCCCCGGAGGACUGGCAGCGUGUGACGGGAACCUCCUCCCCGGAGAUCAGAUCCUGGAGGUGAAUGGGGACAGUCUGGUUGGAGUGACCAGUGACAGAGCUGUGGACGUCUUGAGAUCGGCCUCUGCAACCAAUCACAUGAGACUGCUGAUCGCUCGAGACGAGGAGGCCAAGAGAGAGUUUGCGGAGCUCAUGGAGAAGUACGGCUCCAACGGCAGCACUGGCUCCACACGGAACUCCCCCAUCCAGCAGAGCACGGACCCCCAGGGGACCCAGCCCUCGGGCCCCGCCAAGACCCCCAACGGUACCCAGCCCACCCCUGCCCCCAACGGUACCAAACUCAACCCUACACCCAACAGUACCCAGCCCAACCCUACACCCAACGGUACCCAGCCCAACCCUACACCCAACGGUGCCCAGCUCAACCCUACACCCAACGGUACCCAGCUCAACCCUACACCCAACGGUACCCAGCUCAACCCUACACCCAACAGUACCCAGCCCAACCCUACACCCAACAGUACCCAGCCCAACCCUACACCCAACGGUACCCAGCCCAACCCUACACCCAACGGUACCCAGCCCAACCCUACACCCAACGGUACCCAGCCCAACCCUACACCCAACGGUACCCAGCCCAACCCUACACCCAACAGUACCCAGCCCAACCCCUACACCCAACCCUACACCCAACGGUACCCAGCCCAACCCUACACCCAACGGUACCAAACUCAACCCUACACCCAACGGUGGGCGGUACCUGGACAGCACCUCCUCCGGCUCCUCCUCCCGCUCCCAGAGUCCUCUGCUCCUCAGUCCAGGCUCCACACAGAGCAGUGGACCCCUGCUGAGGUCACUCAGGUGGGUACCAGGGGUCAGGGGUCAGAGGUCAGGGAAAGGAGAGGGUCUGAAGGUAAAGGAGACAGUAGUGAGAGAGUCUGA